Molecule: messenger RNA, 2586 nt
Organism: Zootoca vivipara (common lizard)
Lineage: Eukaryota; Metazoa; Chordata; Lepidosauria; Squamata; Lacertidae
Gene: HSF2BP
Product: heat shock transcription factor 2 binding protein
Cellular component (GO): cytosol
Source: RefSeq, a predicted model, not a curated record
CUCAAAUACUACAAAAGAAACAAAAAACAUUUUAUUGCUAACCUAUACAGAACCGAUUUCAUGUAAACUGCAUAAUCCUACAUUGCAGGGGGUUGGGCUAGAUGACCCUUGGGUACCUUCCAACUCUACAAUUCUAUGAUUCUUUUAACAGUUUGUGCGCGCAUCACGAGGAAUCUCAAUUUUAUCCCCUACUUCACGUUCCCGCAAACGUAACGAUUGCCAUUCCCCCACGUCUUCUCUCAGGCCUCAGUUCACCGUUCUACCGAACGGAGCUCGCCGCUGCUAAAGGAGGAGCGAAGGGCUUCUUCAAAUUUAAUCUCUAUGGUUUCUCGCGCGAGCUUCCAACGUUAAGUACAGUAUGGGGUCUCCGCCACAGAGAUGCGAAAGGUGUAGAGCGGACACCAUCGACAACUUGGGCUCGAGGCGGCUUCCGAAUUCGGAACGGAAGUUCCGAGAAAGUGGAGACGCAAGGGGAAUUUGUUAAAGUCAGAAAGAGAGCUUUGGAGAGGUUGACUACUGAAGUGAUGCAGCUACAUGACAUUUUGCCCAAAAUACUGAAUUAUGAUAUCUUGGAGAAUUUGCAGAAAUUGGAUGCUGUUGAAACAAUUGUGGAAAGGAAAGAUAUAGAAGUGGAACAAUUGAGAAUGGAUUGUGAACACUAUAAAGCCCGUUUAGAAGCAGCCCAAGCAGAUUGUAUGAAAGAAAGAAAGGAAAAAUUAACUGUUCGGCAGCAGUUGAAUGAAGCAAAGCAACAAUUAUUGCAGCAAGCUGAAUACUGUACAGAAAUGGGUUCUGCAGUUUGCACGUUGUUGUGGAGUAUCUCUAGCAAUGAGGAAGCAGUUAAAAGUAUUCUAGGAAGUAGUAAAGCUAUAAAGUUUUUUAGCAUUGCUGGACAGACUAUGGAGAGUUUUGUGCGAUCAUUAAGUGAAGAUAUCAAACAGCAAGACAUGGAUUCUGAUGAAAGUCAGUUUGUGUUAGGUUUGGCAGGGAUUGUUACAAAUGUUGCUGCUUUAGCAUGUGGUCGUGAAUUCCUAGUUAAUUCAAAUCAAGUAUUGUUGGACACAAUGAUGCAACUUCUGGGAGACAUGAAGCAAGGAUGCUGCACAAAACUUAAAGUACUGAUGCUGAUGUCCUUAUACAACGUUAGUAUCAGUGUGAAAGGCUUGAAGUACAUCAGUGAAAGCCCAGGGUUCUUUCCAUUACUCUGGUGGCUCCUGAGCGAUCCAGAUCCAGAAGUUUGUCUUCAUGUUCUACGGCUUCUCCAGUCUGUGAUUUUAGAGCCAGAUGUUUUAACCAAGUCAGCUCCUGAAAUACGUGACUCUUUGCCACUUCCACGUAUCCAUAUGCUGUCAAAGAGCCGCAAUGCAGAUCUACAAAUCCUGGCCCGAGAACUGCUUGAGGACCUUAAAAUAUUAGAGAAUGAAAUAUAAGGUUGCGUUCUAUAACAUUGUUAUCUUCUCCAGCAUUUUUUUCCAGUGUUGUAGUAAUUUGUAAAAUUAUGCAUGCAUUAAAAAAAAAGCUUCUUCUUGUAAUUAGAAAGUAAUUUCAGCCAUAAAUAGGAUACAUCAGAAUUCCCAGGCUAGCCACAUUACAUCAAACCAUCUCACCCAAGCUCACUAGACAUUAUUAUUUCUGCUUUAAGCUGUUUGAAGUCAAAGAUUAAAUGGGUUGAAUAAACUGCAGCUGGUUACAUCCAAGUUACAUUUGUCACUUUCAGAUGAUUGAAACGUGAUGUUGAAUAAAUCUUUUGCUGCUGGAAAUGUUGUCAUUGACAUAAUGUCUUUGCACAUAAUGGGAUGCCAAACUAUGUCUUACUGUGAACAAGCAUGUGUACCUGGAGAUAAAAAUCAAGCAUGUGUACCUGGAGAUAAAAAUCACAACCACUUCAGCCCUCCCCUGAUCCUGCUUGCUGUCACACUUCCUGAGACCUACACCACGGCUUUUCUUGGUGUUACGUGUAAACCUGACUUCAUAGUUUGUCUUGCUCGAAACAGACUGAGCUGUAACCAAAGUUUGUUCUUGAUUUUCUUGCAAGACCCUCUAUUCUUGUUAUUUCUUCUUCCUGUGGUAUGAUGAGUAGGGAAUCAGACAUGUGUUGAUGUGAAAAAGUGCCCUAGAGGAAUCUGUAGUAAUGAUGCAGUGUGCUGAAUUCCUGUUUUAAAUCUAACAAUGCUGACAGUAUGUAAUGCUGCCCGGACCUUUUAAGAGACUGCAAGUUUGACACAGCUAGAGUCUCAGUUUCCUAGGCCACUCAUUAGCAUCAGUCUGAUCUCAGUUAAGAGAAACAGGAAAGGAGGUAUCCUCUUAGUCAGGCAUCCCCAAACUCCGGCCCUCCACAUGUUUUGGACUACAAUUCCCAUCUUCCCCGACCACUGGUCCUGUUAGCUAGGGAUCAUGGGAGUUGUAGGCCAAAACAUCUGGAGGGCCGCAGUUUGGGGAUGCCUGCUCUUAGUAGUCUCUUGAUGGCAGAUCAAAAAGAACAGGCAUUUAAAAGGCAAAAACCAUCCCAUUUAUAUCUGUUUAGGCAAUCUCCUUUUAAAAGUUCUGUUCAUGUUCUUUCACUUAACUUGUGUGUGUAGGGGAAGA